Molecule: messenger RNA, 2412 nt
Organism: Clonostachys solani
Lineage: Eukaryota; Fungi; Ascomycota; Sordariomycetes; Hypocreales; Bionectriaceae
Source: the annotation of a GenBank genome assembly
AUGUCGGACCCGCGGGCUUACACCAUCGGCUGGAUCUGUGCGCUCACCACCGAGUCGGUCGCCGCCCGAGCCUUCCUCGACGAAGAGCACGACCCACCGAACCACGUUUCCCAGCACGACAACAACAGCUACGUCCUCGGCAAGAUCGGCUAUCAUCACGUCGUUAUUGCUGUCCUGCCAGAUGGGGAGUAUGGCACAACUUCCGCGGCGGCAGUAGCACGGGAUAUGCUUCACAGCUUUCCGAAUGUGCGCAUCGGGCUGAUGGUGGGCAUCGGGGGCGGCGUGCCUAGCUUGACGCAGGACAUACGGCUCGGUGAUGUGGUGGUCAGUAGUCGCGAUGGCGGCAAGGGUGGUGUGUUCCAAUACGACUUUGGCAAGACAAUUCAGAACCAAGCGUUUAAAGAAACGGGGUUCUUGGACCAGCCCCCGAUGGUGCUACGAACAGCCGUCAGCACUCUCAAAGGUACAUACGAGUUGAGGGGCCACCAGCUUGUGGACAAGGUAGAUAAGGCCUUGGAAGGCAUCAAGAAACGAAAGAAGUACAGGCGGCUUGCUCCAACAACUGACAGAUUGUAUAAUUCCGAUGUUGUUCACCCAGCGACAACUAGCGGUUGCGAUAUCGUGUGCGAUACAACAUACCUCGUGCAUCGUGCCGCAAGGGAUGAAGAAGACGACGACCCCGCCAUCCACUACGGUCUGAUUGCCAGCGGAAACCAACUGAUGAAGGAUGCUCAUAUCCGGGACAUGUUAGCCGCCGAGAAAGGCAUCCUCUGCUUCGAGAUGGAGGCAGCCGGCCUGAUGAACCACUUCCCAUGUCUCGUGAUCCGUGGGAUCUGCGACUACUCGGACUCGCAUAAGAACAAAGAGUGGCAAGGAUUUGCAGCUAUGAUGGCAGCAGCGUAUGCGAAGGACCUUCUGCAGCAGAUCCCACCUAAUAAGGUCGAUGCAGAGAUGCCACUUGCCAAGGCUCUUAGUGAUAUUGCAACAAAAGCCGCAGCUGAGUCUAUUCAAUCUGGCCUUCAUACUGAGGAGAUGAGACGUUGGCUUCAUCCCCCAGAUCCAUCUACAAACCUUAUUUACGCAAGGAAGCUCCGCCAUGAAGGCACAGGCGCAUGGCUCCUGAAAGCCCCGAUAUUCCAAUCGUGGGAAGGAGGAUCGCACCGACAUCUGUGGCUGCAUGGGCUUGCCGGGUGUGGCAAGACGGUUCUGAGUGCGACGGUUCUAGACCAUCUAAUGGAGGAAAACUACGGCCUUAUCCUCAGUUUCUUCUUUGACUUUAAUGACACAACAAAGCAGACUUUGGAUGGUAUGCUGCGGUCACUUGCGUCACAGCUGUAUCGGGGCCGGGCUGGUUCCGCGGGCCCUCUUGACACGUUAUUCCAAGCACACGGAAAGGGCCACAACCAACCUACCACGAAGGCGCUCGAGGAUAUUGUUUGUGAGAUGCUUAUGGCUCAGAAGGUCGCAUGCAUCGUACUAGACGCCUUGGAUGAGUCGACGACAAGGGAUGAACUCCUGUCCUGGAUCAGAAACAUGGCGUCUAGGCCUGAGUUGGGGCACGUUCACAUGCUUUACACCAGUCGGCCUGAGUCGGAGUUCCUACACGAAAUUCCCACUUUGAUAGAGAAGGAACACUGCGUAUCACUCGAUAAGCAGGCCGUCAAUGCCGACAUUCGGUCCUAUGUCACAGCACAACUUUUGCAACGACGUGAUUUCCGGGACAAACACUUGCCACAAGAUCUUCUAGAACAGAUCCGAACGAGGAUUGGGGACGGAUCGGACGGGAUAUGGGCGUUCUGUCAGUUAGACAGUCUCGCUAGAUGUUAUCACCAAGCAGCCAUUAAAAAGACUUUAGUAUCCUUGCCACGGAAUCUGAACGAGACAUACCGGCGCAUGAUCGAAAGCAUACCAAUAGAACUAAAGAGCGAUGUUCUUGUGCACUCUAAAUGGCCACUUAAGCUAGCCGAGGCCAAAGAGGUAAUUGCAACGCAGAUAGAAGGCGACUCGCAAGGGUUUGAUGUCAAUCGUCGUCUGUAUUCCGACGAAAACGUUCUUGCCUACUGUCCCGGGUUGGUGACGGUCAUCGGUGCUUGGGAUAAGGAACUACAUCUUGCCUAUUUUUCCGUUAAAGAGUACCUUCUCGGAGAGAGUCAGUUCAAGAUUACGACCGCCAGCAUUCCAAUCGUGAGGAUGUGCUUGACUUAUCUUAUGGAUAUUAGCGGUUGUAGCUAUAGAAAAAUGAAGCGGGGUUUUCUAAUGGGAAAAUAUGCGGCGGAAGUCUGGACAGGCUACGCCGUGUUAGCCCAGUCUUCAGAGGACGUACCUGAUAGAGAUUGGGAUAAUCACCUAGGCCCUCCACGGGGUUCCAGGCUCUACUAUACUUACUUUGAUGGGCUUAUAGCGGCUAUAUAG